This is a messenger RNA of Apodemus sylvaticus (European woodmouse), 1019 nucleotides long. RefSeq names its product phosphoribosyl pyrophosphate synthetase 1 like 1 (gene Prps1l1). Gene Ontology annotation, molecular function: ATP binding; magnesium ion binding; ribose phosphate diphosphokinase activity. Bases 63 to 1019 code for a protein of 318 amino acids. The record is from RefSeq and is a predicted model, not a curated record. Gene Ontology annotation, biological process: 5-phosphoribose 1-diphosphate biosynthetic process; ribonucleoside monophosphate biosynthetic process; purine nucleotide biosynthetic process. NCBI's taxonomy places the organism in Eukaryota, Metazoa, Chordata, Mammalia, Rodentia, Muridae. The transcript has a single exon. Gene Ontology annotation, cellular component: ribose phosphate diphosphokinase complex; cytoplasm.
UUAGUCUGUGGUCCAAUUUCUCUUCCAAGAAGGAAGUUUUGUGUCUAGGAUCUCCGGCCAAGAUGCCAAACAUCAAAAUCUUCAGCGGCAGCUCCCACCAGGACUUAUCCCAAAAGAUCACCGAGCGCCUGGGCCUCGAGCUCAGCAAGGUGGUAACUAAAAAGUUCAGCAACCAGGAGACCUGCGUGGAGAUCGGUGAGAGUGUGCGUGGAGAAGAUGUCUACAUCGUUCAGAGCGGUUGUGGCGAGAUCAACGACAGUCUAAUGGAACUUUUGAUCAUGAUUAAUGCCUGCAAGAUUGCUUCAGCCAGCCGGGUGACUGCAGUCAUCCCAUGCUUUCCUUACGCUCGGCAGGAUAAAAAGGAUAAGAGCCGGGCUCCCAUCUCUGCGAAGCUCGUAGCAAAUAUGCUGUCUAUAGCGGGUGCCGACCACAUUAUCACCAUGGACCUACAUGCUUCUCAGAUUCAGGGGUUUUUUGACAUCCCGGUAGACAAUUUGUAUGCAGAGCCAGCUGUCCUGAAAUGGAUAAAGGAGAAUAUUUCUGACUGGAGGAACUGCACGAUUGUCUCUCCCGAUGCUGGCGGAGCCAAGAGGGUUACUUCCAUCGCGGACCAUUUGAAUGUGGAUUUUGCCUUGAUUCAUAAAGAACGGAAGAAAGCCAAUGAAGUGGACCGCAUGGUGCUUGUGGGUGAUGUGAAGGAUCGGGUGGCUAUCCUUGUAGAUGACAUGGCUGAUACUUGUGGUACAAUCUGUUUCGCGGCCGACAAACUUCUCUCAGAGGGAGCUACCAGAGUUUAUGCGAUCUUGACUCAUGGGAUCUUUUCUGGUCCAGCCAUUGCUCGCAUCAAUGGUGCCUGCUUUGAAGCAGUGGUGGUCACUAACACCAUACCUCAAGAAGACAAGAUGAAUCAGUGUAGCAAAAUCCAGGUGAUUGACAUCUCCAUGAUUCUUGCUGAAGCCAUCCGGAGAACCCAUAAUGGAGAAUCUGUUUCCUACCUAUUCAGUCAUGUUCCCUUGUAA